AUUAGACACAUGUUUACGAAAUAAAAGCACUGAUUCAGAAAAUUCUCCACUUGACAUGAAACAACUUUCCAUUGAUGUUGAUUUGUGAUUAAAAGUUGCCAUUAUUCAUGCCUGGAAACUUUUCACGCUAAAGAAACUUCAGCCAAACAUCACAGAAACUUUUACGCUACACAGAAGCCUUACGCGUGAAAAGUUUGAAUACACCCUCACCUUACAUUAACUCUAUUAGCGAAGUGUUCCAGUUUUCAAUUUAACGUUAAGUGAACAUGAAUAAAUAGCGCCGCAGAUUAAAACUACGGGCUAAAAGCACUCGGGGAAUAAUACGCGGGCGGCGACGGAUGCAACAAGUCGGGCGGGCGGGGCGAGGGCGGGCGGCAGUACCGCAGCAGGCAUGGCGUCGGACGGACGUACCAAGCGCUCGCAGUCGAUAUGCGCGCCGGCGUCCGCGAGCAUGGAGGCGCUGGCGGCGCCGGCCGAGACGCCGCCCGCGCCGCGCCGCCGCCCCGCCACGCGCUCGCAGUCCGCGCGCAUCACGGGCGGGCGCUCCGUGCGCCACCGCCGCACGCCGCAGCAGCAGCAGCUGGACCGCGAGACCAGGGCGCGCUACAGCUCGGAGCCGCGCCUGGCCGAGGCCGAGACGCCGCCGCAGGUGCGCCGCCAGGCCUCGGCGCGCCGCCGCCCGCCCCCGGGCGCCUCCAGCCAGCCGCGCCGCUCCAACGCGUUCCUGGACGUGCCGCGCGCGCCGCCGCCGGACGAGGAGCCCGACGAGGACUCCUACCGGCUCCGCACCUUCAACACCACACAGAAAGGAGGCAUAGUGAACCGCGGCGACUCAUUCCGCCGGCGUCGCUCGCGCUCGGGCUCCCUGGCGCCCUCAUCACCAGCGCAGGCGGCCCCGGAGCCCCACGAGAGGAAGCCGGUAGCGCUGUACCGAGUCGCCAUGGUGGGCGCGCCCGGCGUCGGCAAGACGGCGCUGAUCAGCCAGUUCCAGACCAGCGAGUGUAUCAAUGCUUAUGAUCGGCAGAGAGAAAGCGAUGGAGAGGGCAUCGAACAGAAGGUAUCGAUAAUGCUGAACGGGGAAGAAUCUGAACUAUACUUCGUCAACUGCACUACGGUUAAGGAAGAGAUGGAGCGGCUGGAACCGCCAGACGCCUUCAUCAUCAUCUACUCCGUGGUGGACAAGGCGUCGUUCCAGAAGGCAGAACAGGAGCUGGCGAGGCUUCUAGACGGGGACAUGCUGCGCGCGCGGCCCGCCGUGCUGGCGGCUAACAAGAUCGACCUGGCCCGCAGCCGCGCCGUCUCCACGCAAGAUGGCAAGUGCAUGGCGUGCACCUACAAGGCCAAGUUCAUCGAAGUAUCAGUCGGAAUCAACCACAACGUGGACGAACUCCUAGUCGGCAUCCUCAACCAGAUCCGGCUAAAGAAACAACAGUACUCGGCCGAGGGAGGCAGAGAAUCCUCGCCCGCCCAUUGGUACAAAUCCAGGGGGGUCGUACGAGCCAGCAUGAAGGCCAGACAGAUGCUGACCUGGAUUUUUGGAAAAGAGGAUUCGAAAUUCAAAAACUGUGAGAACCUGAAUGUGCUGUGAGUGGAGACCCGACGGACUGAAGGCCCCGUGUUCGUGUGAGCCUGCGGUCCGUGUGUUCAGAGACAGGUGCUAGUUGUAAGGUUUUGUGGUGUUUUUUGCGUUGGUUUUGGGAGUUGCGAGUUGGCGGAUGUUAUUUGUGUUAAUUUUAGAAAUAUAUUGGCUUCCACUGUGUAUUUUGCUUCGUAUCAAUCGUAUUUCGUCAAUCAUGAUUCCCUUAAACUUUUAGCCAGACACCGUGAAACAGCUCAAAACAACAUCGUGAAGCUUAGUUUAAUACCGGUCAAUAAUUUGGAAGCUAUAGAUUGCAUCCAGAGGCGUGCUUUGGAUGAGGCCUACAUCCAGCAGCGUUAUAAGUUGAUGAUGAUGAUGAUUUGGAAGCAAAACGACUAUCAUUGUUCAUUUGCAUAGACAUCGUGAUAAGUACGACUGAUACGAGAAUCAAUGUUUUAACCGACUUCGAAAAACAAAGUCGGUUAGUUGUUUGAUAGAUAUUUGUUCGUAUUAUUUGUUGUCUUUAUGUGCCAAACGUCGAGAGAAUUUAAUAUAAGAUGUAUUUGAACUAUAGAUAAUUAUUACCUUUAAGUGAUAGAUACAGUAUUUGCCUGUAUACAAAUAUAAAAUUUAUCAUUAGUCAUUACACAGUCUAAUAAUAAUACUAGAGGUUAAAAAAUAUCAGCAAUAUUAAUUUAAGUCAUAACUAUAAUUACUUACUUAAUCUAAAUACAUAAUAUUACCUAUGGUUAUGAGAUGCCCAAAAAAUUUACUGGACCAUUGUAGAAAAAUAUAUACCUAAAGCCCAAUGAAUUAAAAUAUUCAUUUGUACCUACCUCAGAAUAAAAUGUACAAUCUCUCAGCUGC
Messenger RNA from Plutella xylostella (diamondback moth), 2446 nucleotides. Its product is annotated as GTP-binding protein REM 1. NCBI's taxonomy places the organism in Eukaryota, Metazoa, Arthropoda, Insecta, Lepidoptera, Plutellidae. Gene Ontology annotation, cellular component: plasma membrane. The record is from RefSeq and is a predicted model, not a curated record. Gene Ontology annotation, molecular function: calcium channel regulator activity; GTP binding; GTPase activity.